AACACUUCCGCUAAACUUCCUCUGCUUUACUUUCAUUGUUGACAGUUUAACUACUGAAAAAAUAGUUAAAAAUUGGAUUAACAGCAGUCAGUUCAUCUGGAAUGACACGUGGUUCGUUUAUUAGACGAGUAGCCGCUGCGUCAGUUGUGUGGGAAAUACUCUCAUGUUUUCUUCACUGUUAGUGAGCUUAGUUAAGCAGCUAGCCGUCUAGCCUGCUGUUCAGCUCCUGUGUGUCUGGGAAUCUGCACUGAAAGCCAAGAUUAUGUUUCUCGGUGUGCUUUUGUUAUGCUUUUACUUGUUUUGAAUAACCUGUGCAGCAUGGAAUCUGAGGGAAUCGUUAUUCGGAUAAAGACACCGGUGGGAGACAUGGAUUCAUCAGUGGACUGUCCAUCACAUCUCAACUUCAACGAUUUGCUGGCCGCGAUCAGAGAUGUCAUGCCUGAAGCCACAGUCACAGCUUUUGAAUAUGAGGAUGAAGUUGGCGACCGAAUCACAGUUCGCAGUGAUGAGGAGCUCAAAGCCAUGCUGUCAUAUUAUUGCAACACAGUGAUGGAGCAACGCAUCAAUGGACUGUUACCUGAGCCUUUACAGAUAUUUCCACGAGCCGGUAAGACCCCAGGGAUCCGCAACAUACACGGCCUGAAGGUGAACACGCGGCCCGAAUCCUCGAGUGGCAGGGGCUCCUCUGCGGCUGAUUCCCGGUCCAAUGAUAGCAGUUUAAAGAAAUCUUCAGCUGAGCUUAAGAAGAUUUUGACGAAUGGACAGAUAAAUGAACAUGACCUCCAGUACCAGGAGCAGCUUGGCCAUGGAAAUGGCGGAACAGUUUACAAAGCUUACCACUUGCUUGGGAAGAGAAUUGUAGCGGUGAAGGUUAUUCCUCUCGAUAUCACCGUGGAGCUCCAGAAGCAGAUCAUGUCAGAGCUUGAGAUCCUUUAUAAGUGUGAUUCUCCAUACAUCAUAAAGUUCUACAGUGCUUUCUUUGUGGAGAACAGAAUAUCGAUAUGCACUGAGUUUAUGGAUGGUGGCUCUCUGGAUGUCUACUGGAGAAUCCCAGAGCAUGUCUUGGGCAGAAUUGCUGUUGCGGUGGUAAAAGGAUUAACGUACCUCUGGAGCCUGAAGAUUUUACACAGAGAUGUGAAACCCAACAUGCUGGUUAACACACGGGGUCAGGUCAAACUGUGUGACUUUGGAGUCAGCACACAGUUGGUGAACUCCAUUGCUAAAACGUACGUUGGAACCAAUGCAUACAUGGCGCCAGAGCGGAUAUCAGGGGAACAGUAUGGUAUUCACUCAGACGUGUGGAGCGUUGGAAUCUCUUUCAUGGAGUUGGCGCUGGGCUCUUUUCCAUAUCCACAGAUUCAAAAGAACCAGGGCUCUUUAAUGCCUCUUCAGUUAUUGCAGUGCAUUGUUGAUGAGGAUCCUCCGGUGCUUCCAAUUGGUCAGUUCAGUGAGAAAUUUGUUCACUUCAUUACACAAUGUAUGAGGAAGCAACCCAAAGAAAGACCAGCUCCAAACAAUCUUAUGGACCACCCCUUUAUCAUGCAAUAUAAUGAUGGCAACACGGAGGUCGUGUCCAUGUGGGUGUGCCGCAGUCUAGAGGAGCGCAAAAGCCAGCAAGCACAGGGACUCAUGUGAGCAGCAGCAGCACCGGGAUAAUAUGGUGUCCACAUUUCCUCACUUUACUCUUCCACUGAACCUAGAGACGCAGCGGCUGAUCUCGCAGCACCUCACAUAGAGCACCUCCUCCCAACCUUGAAUUAAAUGGUGCAUGGUGAGAGAACUGCUACGGGUCUAAUGCAGAUUAUGCUAGCAUCCUGCAAAUGAGGAUUUUAACCGUGUGUGUUGGUUUGUGUUGAUGCAAAUCUUUAACUUUGUUCUUCUGCAGUGGGUUUCUUUUGACUUGCUGUGCAGAUUCCAAAGUAAAUGUUUUCGCAGAAGAUCCUUGCAGGGGGUUGUUGCUUGCUCGACUCAGAUUUCGCUCCUGUGGGUUUGGAUUUGAGAGAAAACACUGUCUCUGUCUGUACUUAAAGCAACAAUCUGGUUUUGCCAAAACAUUGUGGGCAUGUCAUAAAUCAUCUCAGUUUUUAAAUAUAUGGGCUUGUGUCAAGCCUUGCUCCCUGCUGCAGUGCAAGUCAUGCUGCUGUUGUUUUAAAAGCCACUUUUGGUUGAGUUUCACAAAUGGCCUUCCAGUUGUGGCAAUACACCAUUGAAGAUGGAAAAAUGUGAUGCCUUGUUAUGGUGGAAGGCUUGUGUGGAUGAGCUUUUAGAUAGUCCAGCAGCAGCCGACUGUAGUGAUACACGAGAGGCCAGUGGGUUUGGUUCUUGCCCUCAUCCAGUAUAAGCCCAGCUGUGAACUUUAUUCAAGGGGUUCAUGGGAAUUGGUUACUUUGAUUUGGGCAUUGCCUUAAUCUCUCUCAUAAAAAGGUAAUUUUAUACACUUUUAGCUCUAUGUACACUACUGUUUAAAAGUUUGUAAUCGGUAAGUAAGGAAGAAUUCAAUUGAACAAAAUUGACAGUAAAGACUGUUGCCAAUUAAUGUUCUUUUGAACUUCCUGCAAAAAGUACCACGUUUGCCUCAAAAAUAUGAAGCGGCACAACUGUUUUCAACACUGAUAAUAAGAAGAAAUAUUUCUUGAACACCAAAUCAGCAUAUUAGAAUGAUUUCUGAAGGAUCAUGUGACACUGGAGACUGCUGUAAAUUCAGCUCUGCCAUUGCAGGAAUAAGUUACAUUUUAAAACAUAUUUUAAAUAGUAAUACUAUUUCACAGCAUUAAUUUUUUUACUAUAUUUGUGAUCAAAUAAAUGAUGCCUUGGUGAGCACAAGAAACCGCUUUCAAAAAUCUUACUGACCACAAACCUUUGAGUGGAAGUGUACGUUUUAAAAUCGGACAAGUGUGGUUAAUAUUUCCCCAUGUCUUUGAUGAAAGAAAAACUCUAAAAUGAACUUCAGAUGGGAUUUCAGAUGAGAACCUGUGUAUUCUUAGAUCACAUUAGCAGAUGCAGAUUAGUGCAGCAGGUGCAAGAAUGGCAAUAGUGACUCAUAAGCACCCUUUUAAACCUGAAUUCCUGUUUCUCUUUAUAGUGAACCAAAUAGUGAACAAAGUCCUUAUACAACAUAUGCAUCUAAAGUCACUGACUUAACUUCCUUCCUUCACUUAGGGUUUUAUCAAAGCAAAUUAGCAACAUCCUUACAUUAACCACAUCAGGUCAUCACAUCUGCCUUCUUUUCUUAUAUUUAUGUGCCAUUUUAAUGUCUUGUCAGUAUUACUUUAAGGACUUUUUUAAAUGCAAGUGCCAGAUAUUUUAAUUAGAUAUUGUUGUUCGUCCCUGCCUGUGUCUUUUGAAUUAUUACACCAGUGGAUAUGACUGCCAUCACACAAUUGAAGAAGAGCAUUUUAUAUAAUGGAGAAUGUGUACAGUUCUGAAAAUGUAGUCGUCACAUACCAAAGCCAAAUACAUUAUUGCAUUGUUGGGUUUUUUUAAGCUUUAUUAUAAGUUAUAUUAUUUUUUGCACCUAUGUCUUAAUAUGUACAACGGUCUCAAAUUAAUUUCUUAGAUUUUAAUGACAACUGGCCAAAACUAAAUAUAUGAGGAACAAAAAUAACCAUGUGACUACCUAAUGCAGAUGAGGUGAGGUUUGCACAUAAAUGUGAUUUUUCCCAAUAAAACCUUUCAGGUCUCAUUGUUUCA
Molecule: messenger RNA, 3690 nt
Organism: Onychostoma macrolepis
Lineage: Eukaryota; Metazoa; Chordata; Actinopteri; Cypriniformes; Cyprinidae
Gene: map2k5
Product: mitogen-activated protein kinase kinase 5
Biological process (GO): protein phosphorylation
Molecular function (GO): protein kinase activity; ATP binding; protein binding
Source: RefSeq, a predicted model, not a curated record